UGUUUACAUCACUGAGGCGUGGUGGUGAGUAUUGUUUACCUCAUGGUGGUGUGGUGCUGCUGAGUGUUAUUACCUCCUGGCCUUAUAUUACUCCUAGAAGUAUGGCCAGCGACUUAAAAUCAUAUGUUGAGAAGUAUCUCCUGAACCCAGCGGCUUCUUUCAGCGUUGAUGAUGAUGGAAACCAAGAAACAAAGGCUCAGGUGGUGGACGCCUUAGCAGAGGAGGAGCGGGCAGACUCGACUCGACAACCUGUAAGUAAACUGCGAGCAAGAAGUGCUGCCCUUCAAGGUGAGAAGGAUCCUCGCUACAAGGGGAAGAAGGUACUGCGGAAGGACUUAAAUAAGGACGACCAAAUUGAAUUUGAUCCUGAACUUACUAAGUACUUUGCUGUUGAAGCAGAUGAGGACACCGGUGAGGAUGAUGACGAUGAUGAGGAUGAUGAUGAGGAGGAGGAAGAUGAUGAGGAGGAGAAGGAUGAGGAAAGCAGUUUAGAAAAUGAGACUGAUGAUGAGGUUGAAAAUUUAGCAGUAAAACUGAAAAAGGCUAACACAGCCAUUGAAGAGGAUGAUGAAGGCAGUGAGAGUGAGGACGACACAAUAAAGAAAAUCCAUAAACAACUGAAGAAAGAACCAGAAGGUGUUACGUUUGUUGAUGAUGGAGAUUUUAGUAAAUUUGCUGAUGAUAUGGAUGAGGAGGACGAUGAAGGUGAUGAUGAUGAAGAUGAUAAUGAUGAUGAUGAUGAAGGUGAUGAUGAUGAAGAUGAUGAAGGUGAUGAAGAUAUGGAAGAAGAAGCAGAUGGUCAAGAAGAUUCACUCAAGAAGUUCAGCAUUGGAGACCAGUGUGAGGAAGUGAAGAAGGGUCAAGCUGUAAAGAAUCAGCUUGCAAUAUACGACACUCUCUUUGAGGGUCGUAUAGGUCUGCAGAAGGUGGUCACUGGAACCAAUCAGCUGCCUCAAUAUGAUACUUACAAGAAGUUCGUGCAGGAGUGCGACCCACACUACAAUAAGAACCUCAUUACAGCCAAGUCAGCGGCCAAGAAUUUACUGAACAGUCUUCUUAAUGUCCAGGAAUUGUUACUCAGGCAAAAUUCUGAGACAAGUUACAUCAUCACUGGCAAGAAACCUAAACAUUUGGGGACUGACAGUGAUGAGGAAGUAACCAGUAGUGAAGAAGAGGAAGAGAAGGAGGUCUUGCUAAACUCCCGGGGAACCAAACGCAAGAUGAAACUUGAGGAGUACGAUGAGGUCCUGAGCAAGAGACACGCGGCGAUGGUGCCGUUUAGAGACCAAGCUGUAAAUAAAUGGUACGAGAAAACGAAGCUUCUAUCUAGUCGCAACGCUCGUGACAAAUUCAGCGGGUUUCAAGUCUCUGCCUUGCAACAGCUGAAUAACAUCCUGGCAAACAAGCAGCCAUUGAUCCGGCGGACUCAGCUGACGGGAGCCACCAGGGGCAUCACCUACCAUAUCUUAGGUCGAAGUGAUAACACAGUAGGAGAGGUGGACAAAGAAGAAUAUGAUCCAGAAAUAUUUGACGACACCGACUUCUACACAAGGUCCCUGGAGGAGGUGCUGAAGGCCAAAGUGUCACUCUCAGACAACAUGACCGAUGUUUCUCGUAAAUGGAUUGAGAUCCAGAACCUGCGAAAAAAAGCCAAGCGAAAAGUUGACAAGAAAGCAAGCAAGGGAAGAAAAAUCAGAUAUCAGGUGAUGAGUAAACUCCAGCAGUACCUCGCUCCGUGCUACCCACCAUGGAUGGAUGACUCGGCCAUCAACACUCUCUUUGCUUCCCUCUUUGGAAAAUCAGUUCAGGAAGUCAAAGAAGUUGAUGCGCAGUGAAUGUCAUAAUGAAUAAAAGACAUUAGCUCAUACACUUUAACAGAAGUACUGUAUAAAUAUUAUAAUAAAUAUCUAUUGUUAUUGUUUUUUAACAGUUGUCAUCAUUAGCCUUGGUUAGAAAACAGUGCUUCAAUUUUGUAGACUAUAUCGCUUGAAUCUAAGACUAAUCUAAUCUUUUCCCCAGAUUUUAUUGUCUGCCGUAUCACUACACAUUUCUCUUCUCUCUAUUCACCUAAUCCUCUGUUCUUUCCUUAUGUCUUAUUCCAAUUUUCCAUACCUUAAUGUUGGUAAUCUUCCUCUACUUAACACACGCAUUCUACUUUACCUGUAUGACCUUUUCUGCCAUUAUUCUCAUUCAUAAAAUACCUAAGAGAACCAAUCUUAACCCACUGCACCAGCUCCUCACCUCAUACACUUCACAUCUCUCACAAUUUCCUUGUAUUUAACCCCAGAUGCAGUCCUCGGGCAAAUCCCAAAUUUCCCAGCUUUAGUUCAGACAGGAAGGACCAAUACUAUCUAAUAACUACUUGCCUAAACCUGUUCAUAUUCAAGACAUUACAUACCACUGGAAUUAUUACUGAAUGGUAAGUGUAUUGAGUUAUCUAACUUUGAUUUAUAAUCUAAACAUUUGGGGAAGGUUUACACUUUGUCACCAUCAGCCAUAGGUAGAAUAUUCUCCCCUAUAUUGGUGCUAUUUCGUGAUUUAAUAGAUGAAUACCUGUACCGUACUUCAAAAUUUUGAAUUGAUAUUGAAACGGGUAUGCCAAAUAAGAAUGAAUCAUCUUCAUGUCUAGUACUGUAUUGUGUUGCAGGGGAAUAGUGAAUACUGUAUUUUGUAUAAAGGAAUAAUGUGAUGGUAUUAGACAGACAUUGCAUGUACUGUAUGUAUACAGUUCAACAACUAUGUAGACAAUGCUGUUAUACAAUCAGCAUGAAUAAUACAGGUACACAGAAUAUCAUGUGGAACUAUUGUCAUACAGGAGGAAUUAUAUCCCUAUUAGUUGGAUGCUUGUACUAGAGAUGGAGCAGGUGUGUCGGCAGUUUACAUAAUUUGCGCUUUAACGCGUGCUAGGUCAAGCUAGGUGGCGUGGCGGUAGUUAUAAAAUGGCUCCAAACGCCGGCCACCAGUGUGUUGUUUGUGG
This is a messenger RNA of Homarus americanus (American lobster), 2977 nucleotides long. Its product is annotated as protein AATF-like. The record is from RefSeq and is a predicted model, not a curated record. Gene Ontology annotation, cellular component: nucleus; nucleolus. NCBI's taxonomy places the organism in Eukaryota, Metazoa, Arthropoda, Malacostraca, Decapoda, Nephropidae. The transcript is spliced from 9 exons. Gene Ontology annotation, biological process: regulation of transcription by RNA polymerase II. Bases 102 to 1835 code for a protein of 577 amino acids.